Messenger RNA from Callithrix jacchus (white-tufted-ear marmoset), 5185 nucleotides. It is a transcript of the gene PTPRC, whose product is annotated as protein tyrosine phosphatase receptor type C. Gene Ontology annotation, biological process: positive regulation of peptidyl-tyrosine phosphorylation; negative regulation of protein kinase activity; protein dephosphorylation. The record is from RefSeq and is a predicted model, not a curated record. NCBI's taxonomy places the organism in Eukaryota, Metazoa, Chordata, Mammalia, Primates, Cebidae. Gene Ontology annotation, molecular function: protein tyrosine phosphatase activity; protein binding.
AGUAUUUUUGGAGAAGUUAGUAAAACCGAAUCUGACAUCAUCACGUAGCAGUUCAUGCAGUUAGCAAGUGGUUUGUUCUUAGGGUAACAGGAGGAAAUUGUUCCUUGUCUGAUAAGACAACAGUGGAGAAAGGACGCAUGCUGUUUCUUAAGGAUACGGCUGACUUCCAGAUAUGAACAUGUAUUUGUGGCUUAAACUGCUGGCAUUUGGCUUUGCCUUUCUGGACACAGAAGUACUUGCGGCAGGGGAAAACCAAACUUCUCCCACCACUGGACCAACAACAACAAAGAAGUCCAGUGUUCCACUUUCAGGUGACCCCUUACCUACUCACACCACUGCAUUCUCACUCGCAAGCAUCUCUGAAAGAGAAAAUGGCUUCUUAGAGACCACGCCUUCUCUUAGUCCGGCCAGUACUGCAACCCAAGUAUCCCCGGACUCUUUGGAUAAUGCCAGUGCUUUUAAAACGACAGGUGUUCCAUCAGAACAGCCGCCUCACCUUCCCACGCACGCAGACUCGCAGACGCCCUCUGCUGGAACUGACACGCAGGCACUCAGCGGCCUUGCCGCCCAUGCCACACUCAGCCCUGCCCCAGGCAGCAAUGACACCUCAGAUGUUCCAGGAGGGAGGAGUACAGCCAGCACCUUUCCUACAGACCCGGUUUUCCCAUUAGGAACCACCCCCAUCCCUGCACGCAACAGCUCUGCUGUCUUACCUGCACGCACCACCAACACCACCAUCACAGCGAACUCCCCAGAUUCCCAUGAAGCAACCACUGUGAGCCCUUCUGGAAGCAUUGUCCAUUCCACCCAAACAGCUACUACUCCAGCUAUGCCAUCAUGUGAUAAAAAAUAUGCAAACAUCACUGUGGAUUACUUAUAUGACAAGAACACAAAAUUGUUUACAGCAAAGCUAAAUGUUAAUGAGGAUGUGAAAUGUGCAGACUUCGAUUGCACAAACAAUAGGUUGCAAAACCUUAAAGAAUGUGAAAUAAGGACUGUUACCAUAUUUGGCAAUUCAUGUACUGCUCCCAACAAAACUUUAAAAUUAGAUGUGCCACCAGAGGUUGAUAAGUUUUGGUUAGAAGAUCAUACACCACCUGUAAAAGCAAAUACUACUAUUUAUUUAAAAUGGGAAAAUGAAAAGUUUACUUGUGAUAAAAAUAAAUUUACAUACAGAUUUCAAUGUGGUGAAAUAACAUCUGAAAAGAAAUACAUUGUUUUGGAACACCGUAAACCCAACCAUAACUAUACAUGUGAUUCAGAAAUACUCUAUAAUCACCGCAAGUAUAUUAACACAAGUAAAAAGAUUCAAACAGAUUUUGGGAUUCCAGAAGAGCCUCAGAAUGUUACAUGUAGAAGUGAAGGUGCCCAUAAAGGAGUAAUUACCUGGAAUCACCCCCACGGUUUAUUUCACAAUUUCACUCUAUGUUUUCAAAACAAGCCAGAAGAUAACUGCCUCAAAGUGAAUAAAAACCUCACCAAAUAUGAUUUGGAAAAAUUGAAACCUUAUACAAAAUAUGAUUUGUCAUUAUAUGCCUACAUCAUUGCAAAAGUGCAGCGUAAUGGAACUGCUGUACCAUGUCAUUUCACGACUAACAGUGCACGUCCAAGCGAGGUCCAGAACAUGACUGUCUCCAUAAUAUCAGAUAAUAGUAUGCUUGUCAAGUGUAAUGCUCCCAAGGACCUUAAUGGCCCCAGUGGACGUUACCAUUUGGAAGUAAAAGCUGGAGAUGCUCUAGUUAGAAAUGAGUCAAAUCAUACGUGCCUUUUCCAUGUAAAAAAUCUACAAUAUUCAACAAAAUACACUUUUUCGGCCUAUUAUCACAACGGAGACUAUUCUGGACACCCAGUUAGUAAAUUUCAAUCAACAACUUAUAAUUCUAAGGCUCUCAUCGCAUUUCUGGCAUUUCUGAUUAUUGUGACAUCAAUAGCCCUACUUGUUGUUCUCUAUAAAAUCUAUGAUCUGCAUAAGAAAAGAUCCUGCAAUUUAGAUGAACAACAGGAACUUGUUGAAAGGGAUGAUGAAAAACAACUGAUGAAUGUAGAGCCAAUCCAUGCAGACAUUUUGUUGGAAACUUAUAAAAGAAAGAUUGCUGAUGAAGGAAGGCUUUUUCUGGCUGAAUUUCAGAGCAUUCCACGGGUAUUCAGCAAGUUUCCCAUAAAGGAAGCUCGAAAGUCCUUUAACCAGAAUAAAAACCGUUAUGUUGACAUUCUUCCUUAUGAUUAUAACCGUGUUGAACUCUCUGAGAUCAAUGGAGAAGCAGGGUCAAACUACAUAAAUGCCAGCUAUAUUGAUGGUUUCAAAGAACCCAGGAAAUACAUUGCUGCACAAGGUCCCAGGGAUGAAAGCAUUGAUGAUUUCUGGAGGAUGAUUUGGGAACAGAAAGCCACAGUUAUUGUCAUGGUCACUCGAUGUGAAGAAGGAAACAGGAACAAGUGCGCAGAAUACUGGCCGUCGGUACAAGAGGGCACUCGGGCUUUUGGAGAUGUCGUCGUUAAGAUCAUCCAGCACAAAAGAUGUCCAGAUUAUAUCAUUCAGAAAUUAAACAUUACAAAUAAAAAGGAAAAAACAGCUGGAAGAGAGGUGACUCACAUUCAGUUUACCAGCUGGCCAGACCACGGGGUGCCUGAGGAUCCUCACCUGCUCCUCAAACUGAGAAGGAGAGUGAACGCCUUCAGCAAUUUCUUCAGUGGCCCCAUUGUGGUGCACUGCAGUGCUGGUGUUGGGCGCACAGGCACCUAUAUUGGAAUUGAUGCCAUGCUAGAAGGCCUGGAAGCUGAGAACAAAGUGGAUGUUUAUGGUUAUGUUGUCAAGCUAAGGCGACAGAGAUGCCUGAUGGUUCAAGUAGAGGCCCAGUACAUCUUGAUUCAUCAGGCUUUGGUAGAAUACAAUCAGUUUGGAGAAACAGAGGUGAAUUUGUCUGAAUUACAUCCCUAUCUACAUAACAUGAAGAAAAGAGAUCCACCCAGUGAGCCAUCUCCACUAGAGGCUGAAUUCCAGAGACUUCCUUCGUAUAGGAGCUGGAGGACACAGCACAUUGGAAAUCAAGAAGAAAAUAAAAGUAAAAACAGGAAUUCUAAUGUCAUUCCAUAUGACUUCAACAGAGUGCCACUUAAACAUGAGCUGGAAAUGAGUAAAGAGAGUGAGCAUGAUUCAGAUGAAUCCUCUGAUGAUGACAGUGACUCAGAGGAAGCAAGCAAAUACAUCAAUGCAUCCUUUAUCAUGAGUUAUUGGAAACCUGAAGUGAUGAUUGCUGCUCAGGGACCGCUAAAGGAGACCAUUGGUGACUUUUGGCAGAUGAUCUUCCAAAGAAAAGUCAAAGCUAUAGUUAUGCUGACAGAACUGAAACAUGGAGACCAGGAACUCUGUGCUCAGUACUGGGGAGAAGGAAAGCAAACGUAUGGAGAUAUCGAAGUUGACCUGAAAGACACAAACAAAUCGUCAACUUAUACCCUUCAUGUCUUUGAACUGAGACAUUCCAAGAGGAAAGACCCUCGAACUGUGUACCAGUACCAAUAUACUAACUGGAGUGCAGAACAACUUCCUGCAGAACCCAAGGAAUUAGUCUCUAUGAUUCAGGUCCUCAAACAAAAACUUCCUCAGAAGAAUUCCUGUGAAGGGAACAAGUAUCACAAGAAUGCACCUCUCCUCAUUCACUGCAGGGAUGGAUCUCAGCAAACGGGAAUAUUUUGUGCUUUGUUAAAUCUCUUAGAAAGUGCGGAAACAGAAGAGGUAGUGGACGUAUUUCAAGUGGUAAAAGCUCUACGCAAAGCUAGGCCAGGCAUGAUUUCCACAUUCGAGGAAUACCAAUUCCUAUACGACGCCAUCGCCAGCACCUACCCUGCCCAGAAUGGACAAGUAAAGAAAAACAACCAUCAAGAAGAUAAAAUUGAAUUUGAUAAUGAAGUGGACAAAGCAAAGCAGGAUGCCAAUUGUGUUAAUCCACUUGGUGCCCCAGAAAAGCUCCCUGAAGCAAAUGAACAGGCUGCAGGUUCUGAACCCACAAGUGGCACUGAGGGGCCAGAACAUUGUGUCAACGGUCCUGCAAAUCCAGCUUUAAAGCAAGGUUCCUAGAAAAAGACAUAAAUGGGGACACUCCAGACCUCAUGUUAGCUGUUAUUUCUAUUUUUCUAGAAGUAGGAAGUGAAAAUAGGUAUACAGAGGAUUAAUGAAGCACAUUGAAGCAGUAUUUGUGGAAGGGUUCUAUUUUACUACUGUGGAAAAAUAUUUAAGAUAGUUUUGCCAGAACAGUUUGUACAGACACAUGCUUAUUUUAAAAUUUUAUCUCUUAUUCAGUAAAAAACAACUUCUUUGUAGUCUUUACGUGUGUAUGUGUAUGUGUGUGUUUGAGUGAGAGACAGAGCGAAAAAGAGAGAGAUAGAGAAUGCUUUCGAGUGAAUCUAAAAGCUCUUGCUUUGCCUUUUUGUUUUUAUGAAGAAAAAAUACAUUUUAUAUUAGAAGUGUUAACUUAGCUUGAAGGAUCUGUUUUUAAAAUCAUAAACUGUGCGCAGACUCAAUAAAAACAUGUUCAUUUCUAAAAUGACCUCAAGAUGUCCUCCUUGUUCUACUUUUAUAUAUCUUACGUAGUUUACUAUUUUACUUCUAGAAAUAGUAAAAAAAAAAAAAAAAAAAAUGGUAUAUGUGUGUGUAUAGCUACUAUGAAAGAGUUAACUAAAUUAACAUUUGGAAAUCUUGUAUUCCAUAUAUUGGCAUUUAGUCCAAUAUCUUUUUAAGCUUAUUUAAUUAAAAAAUUUCCAGUGAGCCUAUCUUGCUGUCUUCACAUGGGGUUUACAGUUUUGCAACAUGGAUUAUUCCCUGUACAAUAUUUAAAAUUUAUUGCUUGAUACUUUUGACCACAAAUUAUAUUUUGUAAAAUUGAACUUAAAUAAAUAUCAUUAAAAUAAACAAAUAUAAUAUGUACUAAUAUUCAUUGUAUAAAAAUAGAAGCAUACAAUUAUAUUUGUUAAAUAUUUGUAUAUGAAAUUCAAUAUAGCUAUUUUAAUGGAAUUUUACAUUGAUAUGAAAAAUAUAAUAUUGCAUAUUCAUAGUUCCCAUGUUAAAUCCCAUUCAUGAUUUUCGUUAAAACAUUGACUUUGAAUUUCUUCAAUGCUUAGACUGCUUUUACUAGGAAUGGAUGUCAAUAAUCAUAAUAAAAUUAAACCAUCAGUUUUUUCUUGUUUAUAA